AUAGAUGGAGCAAUCCUCCCUACUUCUGAAGAAACAGCUGGCAGACAUGCGCAGAGUUCCAGUCGACGGAUUCUCGGCAGGUCUCGUCGAUGACAAUGACAUCUACAAAUGGGAAGUCCUGGUGAUCGGACCACCAGAUACUCUCUACGAGGGAGGUUUCUUCAAGGCUAUUCUCGACUUUCCAAGGGAUUACCCACAAAAACCACCAAAGAUGAAGUUCAUUUCGGAAAUUUGGCAUCCAAACAUUGACAAGGAAGGUAACGUGUGCAUCUCGAUUCUUCACGAUCCCGGAGAUGAUAAGUGGGGUUACGAACGUCCGGAAGAGCGUUGGCUGCCUGUGCAUACUGUCGAGACGAUCCUUCUUUCUGUCAUCUCAAUGCUCACGGAUCCUAACUUUGAAUCUCCUGCAAACGUUGAUGCAGCGAAAAUGCAACGUGAAAACUACGCCGAGUUCAAAAAGAAAGUUGCUCAAUGUGUUCGCAGAAGUCAAGAAGAAUGAUUUGAACAUUGCAUCAACAGAGAAGAAGCAUUAAUUUAACUCGUCGUUCAUAUGAAACUAUCCACUUUGAUCUUCUUUUUCUUACUCAUUCACCCCAUUUUUUGACACCACGUGUUUCUAAUUUCUUUCCUCAUAAGCGUUGGACUCGUUACUUUUUAUUCCCCUUAACAUUUUUUUGAACGCAAAACCUGUGAAUUUGCUUCGUAAUUUUUUUUUGUCUAGUGGUGGUGCUCUUUUCCUUUUGUUAACAUCCAAACUAUAGUUACAACUAUGCAACUCGUUUUUUUUCUGAGAGCGGUACCACAUGUUUAUUUGUUUGGUAUGAAUUCACAAUCCUCGUGAUGCUACUUCUUAUCUUUUAUGAGAAAAUAAAAUUUU
Messenger RNA from Caenorhabditis elegans, 877 nucleotides. RefSeq names its product putative ubiquitin-conjugating enzyme E2 7 (gene ubc-7). The transcript has 5 exons. Bases 5 to 499 code for a protein of 164 amino acids. Lineage: Eukaryota; Metazoa; Nematoda; Chromadorea; Rhabditida; Rhabditidae. Gene Ontology annotation, molecular function: ubiquitin conjugating enzyme activity. The record is from RefSeq and is marked reviewed. Gene Ontology annotation, biological process: protein modification by small protein conjugation; protein ubiquitination.